UCGUAAUCACAGAUGCGCAGCACGAGCAAUUACUCUCAUACUUCGCUGGUGCGCCAGCACGACUAAUGUUAUCUGUAGUCUGAUUCGUAAUCUGUCGCCGAGUUCGCUCGUAUUGAGAACAAGAUACGAAGGAUACAGUAUGAUACAGUAGUUGCAGCGCGAGGUAGUUGGAGAGGUGCGUCGAUACGGUCUAUGCCGACCGCAGCGGUCGACUACGCGUUCGUACGUCGCGAGAACGUACUUUCCGCAAGGUUAGACUGGUACUAGGUACUAACACGCCGAGAUUGACACUCAGGGUUCGACAAUCAUCCACGCACAGCGGCUCGUUCGCCCGACGACGAGAUGGAUAGCAAAGUGGACGACGAAAAUCAGCGUAGCAUCAAUGAGGGCGAUUGGGUCUGCCCUGAUUCUCAAUGUGCCAAUAUAAAUUUUGCCAGACGGAACUCCUGUAAUCGCUGCGGCAAAGACAGAGGUGAAUGUCCAAAGAAGAAAAAGUUAGGCCAAGAGAUUGGAAAAGCAGCUGCUGAGAAGAGCAGAGGUCUUUUUAGCGCGGAUGACUGGCAAUGUAGUAAAUGUGGUAAUGUAAAUUGGGCCCGCCGGCAACAAUGUAAUAUGUGUAAUGCGCCGAAGUUUGGUGAGAUAGAGGAGCGCACAGGGUACGGAGGUGGAUAUAACGAUCGAGGAGUCGUCGAGUAUAAGGAAAGACGAGACGAGGACGACGAAUACGACGAGUUUGGACGGCGCAAGAAAAAACGGAAACUCGAGAAAAACUCUGACGAUGAUUCCAAGGAUUCCAAGUACAGCAGUCCGUCUCGUAGUAAAUCCAGAAAUAAAGAGGAAAGGGGCAAGGAAAGGGAUAAGGAGGAGCAAGAGGAAAACGAGGACGAAGAGGAUGAUGAGGAAGAGGACGGUGACUUGUCCAAGUACGAUCUCAGUGAGUGGGAUGAUUUAGCGCCAGUCAAGAAAAGCACGAAUGGAAGUACCAUAUCGUUGGAAGUGCAACGGUCAAGGUAAUUAAUAGUGAAAUGGAGAUGAUCGGCGCGGUUCAGGCACGUCCAACCAAUGAAAGAAGCUGUACAGAAGGACAGGUUUGACUUGGGUUUCGGGUAUAAAAUUGAUUAUGAUGAUGAGUUGCAGACAGCAUACAGUUUGAUGAUGAGUUUGCUAAAUAAUGUAUAAUCCCAGAUCCUUAAGACUUUUAAAGAAUAGCCUGCUUUUAUUGCGAUUGCAUCUUGAUAUAUCGCAUAAAGACAUCAAGUAUUUCGAGAUUUAGCGAGUCGACUUAGCAAACUUUAAAAAAAAACGCAUGCCUCUCACUCGACGCGUGACUUUUUUACAGGUGAACAGGAGAUUCGAAGGGACGUAACCAGCAACUCUCUCGGCAACUAAGAGAUAUACACGACGCAACAAGUUUUAGUAAUUUAGUGUGCACCUUUGAAUAUAAAGUGGCCGAUAAAUACGAUAUGACUUACUACAAACGAAAGUCCACUAACACGAUAAGCUUUACAUUUAUAAUUGAGCUGAUAGCUUCGUUGAUCCCGAGGAGGCAGGUUCACACAUCUUGCCUCCUCAGGAGUGUCUUCUAUUCGCGCGAAUAUAUCGUUAUUAUUCCAAAUGGUUGCAAAGAGUUUACGGGAAACACCUCGGCGCAAGUAGUGUUUCGCUAGUGAAAUAUAACGGUGGAAAUGCUCGACGAUUUCCAACCGGAAUCUAUAGAAGAAAUUGUACACAGCUCGUUUUACAGGCUAAACAUGAUAUUGUAGAAAAAGAUCUUACUCCUACGUAAAACAGAUCAUCAACGUUCUGCGCAAGCAAGAUCGUCGCAGUGCUCUAAAACUCCUAUUACGUUGUUACGAGUCCAUGUCGGUAUAGCUGUGUCACUGCUUCACGUAUUGCUCAAGUUAUCGGAAGAGAAAUUUAAUUUUCCUCUUCUUCCCUUUUGUUCUCUUAUUACGUCUCUGCAUCUUUAUUCAUCUAUUUGAAAUUAAGUACGGAACGUAGCGUUUGGGAAAACAUUUCCCAAACAAAACAAAUUUAUAUAUUGACCUCUUUUUCUUGGGAAAGAAGGAUCGAGGAAGCAAAAGAAUAUACGUUUGCUCGCUUCGGUUUAUCACAGAUUUGAAUAAAUUGGAGUAACAGCCUGUCGUUUCGAAAAAACGUAGCGCAAGAUUGAACGCGAUUUCUUUCACGUGGACGUGAAUUUGUCUCAUAUACACCGACGAUCGUUCUUGAAUUGCAAAACGAUUAUCGAUCAAAUAUCGUACUGACUUCUUGUAAAUAUCUUUAUUUUUCAUUUAUAAUAAAAAUCAUUCAUCAAC
Ooceraea biroi (clonal raider ant) is the source of this 2318-nucleotide messenger RNA. Its product is annotated as zinc finger Ran-binding domain-containing protein 2. Lineage: Eukaryota; Metazoa; Arthropoda; Insecta; Hymenoptera; Formicidae. Gene Ontology annotation, biological process: RNA processing. The record is from RefSeq and is a predicted model, not a curated record. Gene Ontology annotation, molecular function: lipopolysaccharide binding; RNA binding.